AUGCGAAAAGCAUUAAGCUCCCGCGGGAAGCCUGGUCUCGAACUUCUCGGUGCUGCACGAGUAUUCAGUUUCUACGAGGCUUUAUACGGCGGUGACUGGCGCAACCAGGAAGGGCAAUCCCGCAACUGGAGGGUUCACCAUUCUGGAGAUCUUGCGCUUAUACUUUCCAAUCCACCAUCAUUUUACGCUACCGGUCCAGCUCAUAGGUUGUUUGUUGACGGGCGACUCAACCAUGUACAAUGUGCACUGAAGGAACGAAAGAAGCUCGUUUUUAGCGAGCCAGCGUGGAUGACUGAUCCUUGGAUUCAUCACCCAAAGACACAAAAAGACCUGCUGGUGGACAUCCUCCUGAAAAUCCCCUCGCUAUACGAGGGCAUUGACAACAUGAAUAUUCAGCCGGAUUCUCCGGCAAAGUUGAGGCAGCGUUUUAACCUCCUGGAAAUAACUUUUACUGUCCUAGAAGAAUUAGCCGACUGGAGAUCAAAGUUUUCAGUCAAACUGGCGUGUAUAGGACCGAAGUGGCAGUUCCCAAGCAACAUUACGACAAAUGAAAUCGCCGACGCGCAUAUCAUGACACUCUACUGGACAUCGAGUCUCAUCGCUUACAGUAUCCGUCGUGCUCUUUCCGAUGGGGAAUGUGAUGCUGUCGGUGUUGAUCCGGACGAUUGUUGUCGCAGUAUAAUACGCUGUAUCCCGUCAUUCCUACACCCAUCCACCGGUGUCUUUCGUCAACACCUCGUCCCUUUCCCAUUGAUAAUAGCAGCUCGGCACCUCAAGUCAAUUCAACCACCGAAAUUGCAAGAGGAAAGUGAUUAUGUCCGAUCAUUAUGUGAGAACUCGGAGUUUACACCGAUGCAUCAGUUCAUGUCAAGCAUGCAGCCACAAAUUUUGAGUGGGCUCAAGAAAGCAUGUUGA
Molecule: messenger RNA, 915 nt
Organism: Penicillium samsonianum
Lineage: Eukaryota; Fungi; Ascomycota; Eurotiomycetes; Eurotiales; Aspergillaceae
Exons: 3
Coding region: 1-915 (304 amino acids)
Source: RefSeq, a predicted model, not a curated record